Tricharina praecox is the source of this 3801-nucleotide messenger RNA. RefSeq names its product P-loop containing nucleoside triphosphate hydrolase protein. The coding region runs from base 42 to 3719 and encodes 1225 amino acids. Gene Ontology annotation, cellular component: nucleolus; intracellular anatomical structure. Lineage: Eukaryota; Fungi; Ascomycota; Pezizomycetes; Pezizales; Pyronemataceae. The record is from RefSeq and is a predicted model, not a curated record. The transcript is spliced from 8 exons. Gene Ontology annotation, molecular function: ATP hydrolysis activity; RNA binding. Gene Ontology annotation, biological process: maturation of SSU-rRNA from tricistronic rRNA transcript (SSU-rRNA, 5.8S rRNA, LSU-rRNA).
CUCUCGACAAAAAAAAACCGACCACCAAUACCUCAACCACGAUGCCGCCAAAAAGCUUCAAACCCACCCGCGAGCGCAAGCAGCGCCGGCGCGCGCGAGUUGAACAAAGCGAAGCCCCCGCCGAUGCCGCCGACAAUGCCGCACCCUCCGCGCCGGCCGAUCCCAAUGCCGAAAUCAUGGUUCCUCUCACGGCCGCCGAGAAGGCUGAGAAGCGUCGCAACCAGCUGAAGCAGGAAUUGGCGGCGGGACUACCGAAGAUGUCGGCUAAGAAGAAAAAGCGCUUCAAUAAAUACAUCGAGACGAAGCUCAAGAAGGAGGAGUCUCAAGCUAUCAUCGAAAAGCUUGCGGAGACUACGGUCGAUACGAGUCUUUUUGCCAGCACCAGGAGUAUCGGCGCAUCGAGGGAGAGCAAGAAGCAGGCUAUCAAGCGCGCGCUGCUGGAGGAGCAGGCGGGUAUCAAUAUGGAAAAGAACAGAGAUAUUCUGUAUGAGGAGCGGCGGCCGGUGGAUCCGGAGGAUAUCGACAUGGAGACAACGAUGGAUGAGCCUGCGGUUGAGGCCGAGUUGGAACAGCCGAAACCAGUGGUGAAUCGGUUCGCGAUCGGUGCGAUUGUGGGAGCUGGCCUUAAGAGACCGUUGGACGGCGAUACAGUUGGACCACCCAUUAUUAAACGGAUCAAAAGGAACCGGAAGCCCUUAAUCAUUCAGCCAAUGGUAAUCGACAAGCCAGAAGAGACUUCGAGUGAGGAGGAAAUGCCGAGUGGCGAGGGGGAGAGCGAGGAAGAGGAAGAGAGUGGCUCCGAGGACGAAGAGGAGGAGGAAUGGGGUGGUAUCUCAGACGAAGACAACGAAGCAUCCAACGCCGAGCCAUCAGAAGGAGAUUCUGACGAAGAUAGCGACGAGAGUGAUAGCGAUGGAGAAGAAGAAGGAGAAGAAGAAGAAUCUGUCGCUCCACUAAAGCGAGGACAGUCCGGAAGGGCAAACGCCUUCAAAGAAUGGGCUAUGGCACAGAGAAGGACGGUUGUUUAUGGCGAGGACGAUGCCGUUGCCCCGUCCAAUAUAGAGACGUCAAUUGAAGCACAGUCUGAUAUUGUCCAUAUUCCCCGAAGCCGUGAAGAAGACAUGACCCCUCCGCCAGAGGAGCUGGCACCAUCAUCGCAAACGGAAAGAAAGGUUCACUACGUGACGGUGACUCGUCCCGAAGACAUCCAGACCGCCCGCAUUUCCCUUCCGGUUGUAGCAGAGGAACAGCGAAUCAUGGAAGCGAUCCACCGCAGCCCAUGUGUUGUGAUUUGUGGUGAGACGGGUUCCGGAAAGACCACCCAGAUCCCACAAUUCUUAUACGAAGCUGGAUAUGGAUCACCUGGUAGUCCCACGCCUGGACUCAUCGGUGUCACUCAGCCGCGCCGUGUUGCAGCAGUGUCUAUGGCAAAUCGUGUUGGCACGGAGCUCGGACCUGGCGGCAAGGAGAAGGUGUCUUACCAAAUCCGAUUCGAUGGAACUGUCGGUCCGAAAACCGCCAUCAAGUUCAUGACGGAUGGUGUUCUUCUCAGAGAGUUGGCAGAUGAUUUCCUUCUGAGAAAGUACUCAGCCAUCCUAAUCGACGAGGCCCACGAGCGGAGCAUAAAUACAGAUAUCCUAAUCGGUGUUAUGAGUCGUGUUGUGCGCCUAAGGGAAACCAUGAGCAAGCAGGACGGAGAGACAAAGCCCCUCAAGCUAAUUAUCAUGUCAGCAACACUGCGUGUCUCGGAUUUCGUGGAGAACAAGACUCUAUUCCCUAGACCGCCUCCUCUGCUCAACGUAGAAGCCAGACAGCAUCCUGUAACCAUACACUUUUCUAAGCGGACGGCCUCGGACUAUGUCGAGGAAGCCUUCAAGAAAGUCUCUCGUAUAAACCGGAGACUUCCUCCCGGAGGCAUUUUGGUGUUUUUAACUGGUCAGAACGAGAUCUUGACGCUGAUGAAGAGACUGCAACAAACUUUCCCAGAAAAGAACAAGAAAUCUGGAGGUAGACGUUCUGAAAAACGUUUCCAAUCACAAGUGAAGGUGCUGGCGAGCGAAGCCACCGUGGAGACUGAAGAUGUGGAGCUGGGAGAGGACAAUACACUCGCCCAAGAGGAGGACCCCAUCUCCGAAGAUGAGGAUGACAACCUUGGCGAGGAGAUGGGAGACAAAGAUGUGGAGUACCCACUCCACAUUCUCCCGCUUUACUCCCUUCUCCCGACGAAGGAGCAGUUAAGAGUCUUUGAGGAGGCACCUGAGGGUACUCGUCUAUGUGUCCUGGCCACUAACGUUGCGGAAACAUCGUUGACCAUUCCCGGUAUCCGAUACGUUGUUGAUUGCGGACGGUCUAAGGAGAGGAACUACGACAAAGUGACUGGUGUUCAGAGCUUCAACAUUCAAUGGUCGAGUAAGGCCAGUGCCGCUCAGCGUGCCGGUCGUGCUGGACGAACCGGUCCCGGCCAUUGUUAUCGUCUGUUCUCGAGCGCGGUUUACGAGACAGACUUUGAGGAAUACGCACAGCCAGAGCUAUUGCGGAUGCCGAUCGAAGGUGUGGUAUUGCAGAUGAAAGCUAUGAACAUCGAUACAAUCGUCAAUUUCCCUUUCCCGACGCCCCCUGACAGGGAGAGUCUGCUCAAGUCCGAGAAGUUGUUGGGCUAUCUACGUGCCAUUGCUCCUGACGGCUCACUCACCGAGCUGGGACGCACGAUGAACUUCUUCCCUCUAUCACCGCGCUUCGCUAAGAUCUUGAUGAUUGGCCAACAACAUGGGUGCCUGCCCUACAUCAUUGCCAUAGUAUCCGCACUAUCGGUUGGCGACGUAUUCGUGCCGGAGCAACAACUUGGAUUCUCCGCAGAGGAAGACGAGGACGAUCACGCUUCCAGAUAUGAGAGGAACAUUGCGAGGGACGCGAAGUCGAAGAUGCGCAGCGACUACUACCGUGCACAUGCAAACUUCGCAGCUCUGGAUAACGAAAGUGAUGCAAUCAAACUGCUGGCUGUAGUAUGCGCGUUUGAGUACGAGAAGAAUCCUGCAGACUUCUGCUCUCGUAGCUUCAUUCGGUUGAAGGCCAUGGAAGAAACGAGAAAACUCAGACAGCAAAUCACGAAUAUCGUCAUGGCCAACUCUCCGGGAGUCUUGACCAAGUUUGAGGCUAAACUGCCGCCUCCUUCCAAACUACAGGUCAAAGCACUGAGACAGAUUGUGGCGGCUGGAUUCGUGGAUCAAGUCGCAAUCCGUGCCGACUUGCUCCCCAACUCGGACUUCAAGGUCAACAACAUCAAGCUGGCCACGCAGAUACCAUACGUCACUUUGUUCCCCUCCAGCACGCAGCCUUCAGACGACAUUGCAGAUCGAUCCGUAUUCCUCCACCAAAGCUCAGUUCUGGCUUCGCAGAAUGCAAAGCCUGAAUACGUUAUCUACAGCGAGCUCACACGAUCGGCUUCUGGUAGCGAAAGGGUUUGGAUGAAGCCCCUGACUACGAUAAAAGGAGGCCAGCUAGGUGCGCUCGCGGAAGGCACUCCGCUAAUUACAUACUCCAAGCCCUUGGAAUCGAAGCCUCCGAGGGUUCUGGAGGAUUCCGGUGGCAAGAGGCGGGAGGUGUGGGUUGUUCCCAGAGUUGGCGCGGCCAUUGGCAAGAGUGGCCUUGGAUGGUCGCUGCCGCCACAGAGAAUUAUUCAGAAGAAGGAGGGACUUUCGCAGAAAUGGGAGAAGGAGUAGAUUUCGUCAGGAGCUUUUGUAUUUAGACCGGAGUAAAAGAUGAAUGAUGAGGAAGCACCUGCAUAGAGAUAUUUGAUUGCCG